AUGGUUGUACAAUGGGAAGAAGAGAAUAUAAAUAAUUCAAGAGGAACUAUGCUUUUUACUUGCAGAUGGUUGCCUUCAUCUUCUCCGAAGGCUCUUGUUUUCCUUUGCCAUGGUUAUGGCAUGGAGUGCAGCGAUUUCAUGAAAGAAUGUGGAACCAGGUUAGCUGCGGCGGGAUAUGCGGCGUUUGGGGUGGAUUAUUAAGGACAUGGGAGGUCCAAGCCCAAGGGUGCUCGAUGUUACAUUAACAAGUUUCAGAACAUCGUUAAUGACUGCCGAGAAUUCUUCAAGUCUGUAUCCAACUUUUCUCCUUGACAUGAUCCUUCUUUCUGGAAUGGUGCUGUUCUUGUUACACCAAUGUGUAAGAUAUCUGAGGAAGUGAAGCCACAUCCAAUGGUGGUGAAUAUGUUGACGGAAGUGGAAGAAAUUAUACCAAAAUGGAAGAUAGUACCAACCAAAAAUGUCAUUGACACGGCAUUCAAGGACCCUAUUAAGCGAGAAACAAUAAGGAAAAAUAAGUUAAUAUACCAAGACAAGCCUGGACUCAAAACAGCCCUGGAAAUGCUCAGAACUAGCAUAAGCCUUGAACGUGGUUUAAAUGAGGUGACACUCCCCUUCUUUGUGUUGCACGGGGAAGCAGAUAUAGUAACAGAUCCUGAAGUAAGCAAGGCCUUGUAUGAGAAAUCAAGCAGCAGUGACAAAACCAUAAAACUGUAUCCAGGGAUGUGGCAUGGCUUGACAUCGGGUGAGCCCGAUGAAAACAUCGAGAUCGUUUUCACAGAUAUCACAGCUUGGCUUGACAAGCAACUCCUAUAAACUUUAAGCAAUAAAGGGUUCGAAAAACUCACUAAUACGAGCAUUGAAACCUGGUUGCAGAACCCAAUGGAAUGGGUUCGUAGACAUCACUAACC
Molecule: messenger RNA, 908 nt
Organism: Gossypium raimondii (Peruvian cotton)
Lineage: Eukaryota; Viridiplantae; Streptophyta; Magnoliopsida; Malvales; Malvaceae
Product: caffeoylshikimate esterase
Cellular component (GO): membrane
Molecular function (GO): lipase activity
Source: RefSeq, a predicted model, not a curated record